Molecule: messenger RNA, 1191 nt
Organism: Musca domestica (house fly)
Lineage: Eukaryota; Metazoa; Arthropoda; Insecta; Diptera; Muscidae
Exons: 3
Coding region: 186-851 (221 amino acids)
Source: RefSeq, a predicted model, not a curated record
UUUUGUGUCAUUUCAUAAAUUACGGUCGUAACGUCAAGAAUCUGAAGAAGACAUAGCACAGGUGUCUUUUUUUGAAAUCGAACGCGUUCGUGGUGAAUUCAAAGCAAACAGAGUAUAAAUACGAAAACGAAAGUGUUGUGUUUUUUCACAAAUUAAAUUAACAAAUAAAUAAAAAAAAUAACAAAAUGAAAGCCUUUGUAGUGGCCGGUAUCUGCUUGUUCAGUGUUUUAAGUGUCGGUUUGGCCCAGUUCUCAAACGGACGCGUCUUGGAUCCACCCAAUCCCCAGUUGUGUGCCCAACGUGUUAUUCAUGAAAAGACACCCGAUGGCAAAGGUUAUUUCUUCUCGUGGCGUGACCCAGCUUUGAAGGGUGUCGAAGAAGAUUGGUUGAGUGCCAGAAACUACUGCCGCAGACGUUGCAUGGACUCUGUAUCCCUGGAAACUAGCUUGGAAAAUGAAUGGAUCAAACAACGUGUUGUCAAUGAAAAUGUGAAAUACAUCUGGACCUCUGGCCGUCUCUGUGACUUCAAGGGCUGUGAACGUCCCGACUUGCAACCCACCAACAUCAACGGCUGGUUCUGGACUGCUACUUUGCAAAAAUUGGCCCCAACCAGCGAACGCAGCCAAGGUGAUUGGUCUCCCAGCGGUGGUAUUGGCUUGCCCCAACCCGACAACCGUGAAUACAAACAAAACGGUGCUCCCGAAAACUGUUUGGCUCUCUUGAAUCAAUUCUACAACGAUGGUGUUAACUGGCACGAUGUGGCUUGUCAUCACAAGAAACCAUUCGUUUGCGAAGAAAACGAUGCCUUGUUGAAGUAUGUCCGUUAUACCAACCCUCAGUUGCGCAUUUAAGGAAAUUAUGAAGGAGUGUAGGAGUUACUCAGAAUAAAAGAACUUUUCUCUCCCUCCCACCCACUUUUAGAAACCAAAAAUAUUUAAGAAAAUGUCGCUGAAUUUUUUUAUACUCUUCGUUUUUUCUAAAUUAUUAUUUUUUUGUAUGACUAAAUUUCCUUGAACGUCUUUCUUCAACUUUGUUUCUAUUUUGUUGAGCCAAUUGCUGUACUCAGUUUUUUCUCCACUAUUUCUCUUUCAUUUUGUUUAGUUUAAUUUUAAUUUUUUGUAUUAAUUUAUGUUAAAUAAAUAAAAAAGAAUAAAAAAAUAAAAGAAAAAAUACUAAAAACUUAAAAUAAAA